AUGGACUCGUACUGCCCAAGGAUCGUCGAUUUGCUGCGGAGAGUUCCGGCAAAGAAACUUUGGAAUGGCGUGCAGUCUCCAUCUUACAACUUUCUUUUUCGAGAUAAGCCGAGAAGCCUCAUAGAGGUCCAGGAGACCAGCCAGUGUCUGAUUGGAGUUUGUUGCCUCUAUGAUAAAUCCCAGACUGAAAUCCCAGCUGGACUACUGGAUGGAGCAGAAGAAGAUAGCAGCAAUCAAGAUCACAGGCUUGAUGAAUCGUUGCCGGUCAACACAACAGGGAUAUUUGCAUCUCCUACAAUAGCAGAACUGGCUAGAAACAUCUCUCCUCAUUCAUAUCCCUUGUCCAAGUUGGAUGGAUAUUUUGGCACGGAGAAAUCGCUGAAGGGAAACAAGAAGUCGAAGACCAAGAAAAGAAAAGCAAAAGUCGUUUUUGGAAGUCAGUACCGGGAGGAACCAGCACCACGACCAAAGAGUCCCGCAGUGAAUCAGGAAUCAAACACCCAUCCCCACAGAUCCAGAUGCUGGAGUGAGAUGGGUGGCGUUUACCUUGGGAUGUCUGUACCUGAAGGAUAUUUUGAGAAAUUAAGCUUCAGGAUCUUAGCGUUGAAUAUCUCCAACUCUGCUCAACUGUUCAGAGCAAGGUGCUCGAAAAACAUCGAGGAUCUAGUCAACAUCAGUUUUUCUACUGUGAAGAACUACGUUGCACCGCAGAUCUGUUGGAGCUGCGACGUUACAAUCAGGUUCGACAAAGAGCUCUUCGGCCACGUGGAGAUAUUCGUCAGCAAUCGGGCAAGAAAUGGCGUGCAGGGUCUUGAAGAAUCCUCUCCUUCAAGGAGCGGGAGCUGGUUUCGAAAUCUGCCUUCUACAAGUCAGUCGCAACUUCCCAGCUCCGUCCGUUCCACCACCAGCUCGUUGAUGGACGAGCUUGCGUCGAAGUCCAGCGAGAGCAUCUUCAUCCCUGUUGGGAUCGUGCGAAGGAAGGGAGGAUUUGAUAUGAAGAAUGCGCAUCUCAAUUACUAUCCGAGCCCGAUAUCAAGCUCUUCGUUGUCUCUUCGAUCACCUCCUGCGAUCUCAGAUCUCUUCACUGCACCAGUGUACAGCAAGCAGUUCGAGGCGGUCGAAACUGUUUCUUCGUCUUCUUCCCAUACCUUCAAGUACUUGCCUAUGCAUAUCUCACCAUCAAGACCGAGCUCAGUCGCUGAGAUGUUUCUGGUGAGACGGGGAUCUCAGAUUUUGCUUGUGGCUUCUUCCCACUAA
Molecule: messenger RNA, 1257 nt
Organism: Guillardia theta CCMP2712
Lineage: Eukaryota; Cryptophyceae; Pyrenomonadales; Geminigeraceae
Exons: 9
Coding region: 1-1257 (418 amino acids)
Source: RefSeq, a predicted model, not a curated record